Molecule: messenger RNA, 1856 nt
Organism: Cololabis saira (Pacific saury)
Lineage: Eukaryota; Metazoa; Chordata; Actinopteri; Beloniformes; Belonidae
Gene: sav1
Product: salvador family WW domain containing protein 1
Exons: 5
Coding region: 177-1475 (432 amino acids)
Biological process (GO): apoptotic process; hippo signaling; regulation of cell population proliferation
Molecular function (GO): protein binding; molecular adaptor activity
Source: RefSeq, a predicted model, not a curated record
CCGCCGCAGCAGCAGCAGCAGCUAAUGCGGCUAAAGCAGGGCUGAUUCCGGCUGAUUCAGGGCUAAAUCAGGGCUGAUUUAGGCUGAUUUACAGCUGAUUCAGGGCAGAAGAUGUUCCCCCUCCGUCCCGGGAGGGUCCAGCCAGGUGUGGAGUCUUUAACCCCGAGCUUUGAGUGAUGCUCUCGCGGAAGAAAAGCAAGAGCGAAGCGUCCAAACCAGCCGAGGUUCCCGGGAAGUAUGUGAAGAAGGAGACGUCGCCGCUGCUCCGGAAUCUGAUGCCCUCAUUCAUCCGUCAUGGACCCACGAUUCCCAGACGAACGGAGGGCCCCCCGCCCGAGAUGGGACCGUCCUCCUACCCGGUGGCCGCCGGCCGGGAGUCGGCGGUGUCCCGCAACAAGAACGUCCUCCGGCCACCGGUGCAGAGGCCGCCGCACGAGGUCGCCCGCAGGGAGAGCCACCGCAUGUCUGCGCCGCCGUACCUGCCCCGCAGCCUGGGGGACCUGUCGCACGAGUACCGCGGCUCCACGCAGUCCUUCCUCACCGACCUGGGCCACAUGUCCGAGAACGGAGACGCGGCGCGCUACUACUACGCGCCUGAAGCGUAUUACGACGGCCAGCAGCAGCAGCAGCGCCAGCAGCAGCAACAGCAGCAGCAGCAGCAGCAGCAGCAGCAGCAGCAGCAGCAGCAGCAGCAGCCCAGGAGAGCACCAGAGCGCUUUCCUGAGGACUAUAGAUACUAUGAACACAAUGAACACAACUUCCAAAGAGUUCCCCGCCAGCACACGCCCCCAGCUCCGAGCCGGCCCCCCUCAGGCAUAGGUCGCAUCCAGGCCAAGUCCCUGGGGAACCUGUCCAGCCUGGCGGCCGAGGACCUGCCGCUGCCGGGCGGCUGGACCGUGGACUGGACCAUCCGCGGCAGGAAGUACUACAUCGACCACAACACCAACACCACGCACUGGAGCCACCCGCUGGAGCGGGAGGGGCUGCCGCCGGGCUGGGAGAAGGUGGAGUCGGCCGAGUUCGGGGUCUACUACGUGGACCACAUCAACAAGAGGGCGCAGUACCGCCACCCCUGCGCCCCCAGCGUCCCCCGCUACGACCAGCCGCCGCCGCUGCCGCCGCCCGUCACCUACCAGCCCCGUCCGGCUGACAGGAACCAGCCGGUGCUGGUGCCGGCCAACCCGUACCACACGGCUGAGAUCCCGGACUGGCUGCAGGUCUACGCCCGGGCCCCGCUCAAGUACGACCACAUCCUGAAGUGGGAGCUGUUCCAGCUGGCCGACCUGGACACGUACCAGGGGAUGCUGAAGCUGCUGUUCAUGAAGGAGCUGGAGCACAUCGUGAAGUCGUACGAGGCGUACCGGCAGGCGCUGCUGUCCGAGGUGGAGUCGCGGCAGCAGCGGCAGCAGUGGUACUCCCAGCAGCCGGGCCAGAGCUUCCCGGGCGGGGGGGAACGCGUGGCCGCGCCCCGCUGAGGUUUCCACGCUCCGGGAGGCUCCGGGAGUCCGGGAGCCGCCCCGGAGCCUCCCCUUUUGAAAUCAUGAUGGACUGUUAAUUUGCCUCCUCACCAAACACAUCUGUGCUUUCGCUUGAUCCAAAUAUACCAGCCGGAGGAGAAGUGGGAGGGAGGGCGGCUCUCCCGGGUGACGCUCAAACGCUCAGCGAUUCCGGGAGGGAAACCAGGAUAUAAUGUGACACGACCGGGGAGGAAGGCCGACUCCUCCACCCCCUGACCCGUGGACUAUACAGCCGGAACAACGUCCCGACACGGUGCCUUUAAAAAGACUCAAAAUCUUACCAGGAAUAUUUGUCUUAUUUCUAGUUAAAAUGUCUCAUUUUUACCUCAUUACACUUAA